Molecule: messenger RNA, 2240 nt
Organism: Salvelinus namaycush (lake trout)
Lineage: Eukaryota; Metazoa; Chordata; Actinopteri; Salmoniformes; Salmonidae
Gene: acadm
Product: acyl-CoA dehydrogenase medium chain
Exons: 11
Coding region: 68-1336 (422 amino acids)
Biological process (GO): medium-chain fatty acid catabolic process; fatty acid beta-oxidation
Cellular component (GO): mitochondrion
Molecular function (GO): flavin adenine dinucleotide binding; medium-chain fatty acyl-CoA dehydrogenase activity
Source: RefSeq, a predicted model, not a curated record
GUGGGACGAACGCGAUGUGGGUACUCAAGGAUUUUACGACACGGACGUCUGAAGUGCAGCAAUAGCAAUGCUUUUCAACAAGGCUCUGAGAGGGGGUGUGCAGUCUGUCCUGCGGCUCCAGAGUACCAGUGCUGCAGCCGUGGCUGCUACCAGCUCUCAGAAUGCUCCGUCAACAGGGUUCUGCUUUGAGAUGACAGACCAGCAGAAAGAGUUCCAGGAACUAGCCAGGAAGUUUUCCCGGGAAGAGAUUGUCCCUGUUGCAGCAGCCUACGACAGGAGUGGGGAAUAUCCUUUCCCCAUCAUCAAGAGAGCAUGGGAGCUGGGCCUGAUGAACUCUCACAUUCCAGAGGACUGUGGUGGAAUGGGUCUGGGCAUAUUCGACUCCUGCCUCAUCACAGAAGAGCUGGCCUAUGGUUGCACAGGAGUCCAGACUGCUAUCGAAGCCAACUCUCUUGGUCAAAUGCCAGUGAUCAUAGCAGGUAAUGAUUUCCAGAAGAAGAAGUACCUGGGCAGAAUGACAGAGGAACCUCUCAUGUGUGCGUACGGUGUGACGGAGCCUGGCGCGGGCUCUGACGUGGCGGGCCUGAAGACGCGGGCGGAGAAGAAAGGAGACGAGUACGUUGUUAACGGGCAGAAGAUGUGGAUCACCAACGGAGGCAAAGCCAACUGGUAUUUCCUGCUGGCCCGUACGGAUGCAGACCCUAAGUGUCCAACCAGCAAGGCUUUCACAGGUUUCAUCGUAGACGCCGACUCACCUGGAAUACUAGUUGGCAGGAAGGAGUUGAACAUGGGUCAGCGGUGUUCAGACACCAGAGGAAUCACCUUUGAGGACGUCCGGAUACCCAAGGAGAAUGUUCUGAUUGGAGAAGGAGCUGGCUUCAAGAUUGCCAUGGGAGCCUUCGACAAGACCAGACCACCAGUGGCAGCAGGCGCUACAGGUCUGGCUCAGAGAGCUCUGGAUGAAGCCACUGGCUACGCUCUGGAGAGGAAGACCUUCGGAAAACUCAUUGCUGAGCACCAGGCGGUGUCGUUCCUGUUGGCUGAGAUGGCCAUGAAGGUGGAGCUGGCCAGGAUGGGCUGGCAGAGAUCAGCGUGGGAGGUUGACAACGGGAGGAGGAACACAUACUACGCCUCCAUCGCUAAGGCAUUCGCCGGAGACAUCGCCAACCAGGUGGCCAGCGACGCCGUGCAGGUGUUUGGAGGAAACGGCUUCAACUCUGAAUACCCCGUAGAGAAACUGAUGAGAGAUGCCAAGAUCUACCAGAUCUAUGAAGGCACCGCCCAGAUCCAGAGACUCAUCAUCUCCCGUGAACACUUCAGCAGGUUCAAGAAAUGAGCUCCCAACACCUGUCAAGUCACCAGUUCCGUCCUCUCUGAAUGAACACCUGUCAAGUCACCAGUUCCGUCCUCUCUGAAUGAACACCUGUCAAGUCACCAGUUCCGUCCUCUCUGAAUGAACACCUGUCAAGUCACCAGUUCCGUCCUCUCUGAAUGAACACCUGUCAAGUCACCAGUUCCGUCCUCUCUGAAUGAACACCUGUCAAGUCACCAGUUCCGUCCUCUCUGAAUGAACACGUGUUGUCUUCCUUCCCGGUUCUGUUCUACCUACCUUUUUAUUUUAUAGUCAUGAUCAAUACAACUCAGGAUGCAGUCACACCUGGGUCAAAUACAGGAUGUCAAGUACUGGCGACGUGUUGGAUAGAACUUGAGGGACAUGCUGGGUGGGGCAGCAUAGCUGCGGCACCCCCUGAAAAUUAUAAAUACAUUUUUUUAAAUCGCAGCCUGCAAUUAUGGGAUUAUUCGGGUGGUUCUAUUGUCCCAGACAUGCUAACUCGUAUGUCAAAGUAUUUGUGGUGCAACAGAUAUGGCACACUCUGCUUUUUAUAUAGUUCCCUACUUUUGACCAGAGCUUAUGGUCAAAAGUAGUGCACUGCAUAGGGAAUAGGGUGCAAUUUCAGACAUACACUUUUGACUGAAGUGUGGAAUGAAGUACAGAAUGUGGCAUUACAUCACAACAACAUGCCUUGUUUCCCCCUUUUUGGUUUCAACGUUCAACUGUAGCUGGAGUGUUAAAUGGUUUUGUGUGAAGAAGAUUGUAACUUGUGAAAAUAUAACCGAUCAAAUGAGUUGGAAACAUAUAACCCAUGUAAAACGUUUUCUAAUUGAUAAACCUCAAGACAGUCCACCUCAACUUUAUCAGCACUUUGUUGAAAUGUAAUAAACUAUGUAUACUGAUUUAA